AAGGACAUUGACCAAAUUCACGACGAAAUCGAAAAGUCCAAGGAAACCGGCAAGCCAAUUGAGUUCAAGUACGACGAUGAGCUUCCAGGCGGUGGACAAUUCUAUUGUAUAGAGACCGCAAAACAUUUUGCGGAUGCCAAGUCUCUGGCCGAUCACAAGAAAACCAAAACGUACAAACGCCGAGUGAAAAAUCUGCAAAAGGAAAAAUACGGACAAGACGUUGCCGAGUGGGCCGCUGGAAUGAGUAAA
Messenger RNA from Phaeodactylum tricornutum CCAP 1055/1, 249 nucleotides. RefSeq lists its product with no specific name. The record is from RefSeq and is a predicted model, not a curated record. NCBI's taxonomy places the organism in Eukaryota, Bacillariophyta, Bacillariophyceae, Surirellales, Neidiaceae. The annotation marks the transcript as partial. The transcript has a single exon.